This is a messenger RNA of Lepisosteus oculatus (spotted gar), 2546 nucleotides long. Its product is annotated as heparan sulfate glucosamine 3-O-sulfotransferase 6. Gene Ontology annotation, molecular function: [heparan sulfate]-glucosamine 3-sulfotransferase activity. Lineage: Eukaryota; Metazoa; Chordata; Actinopteri; Semionotiformes; Lepisosteidae. The record is from RefSeq and is a predicted model, not a curated record.
ACAACUCAGCGAGAGAUGAUCCUACAGGUCACCCCUGAUGAAAGACUCGCUGCCCUGGGCGAUUCGGAGGACAGAUGACAACUCCAUCUGCACCCUAAAAAGAAGAAUGUCGGAUUAGAUAUACAGUAUCUCUUCAUCAGGUCAUCAAUAUAUUUCCUGACUCCUAGAUACUCAGUCACCCCAUCUGAGCUACCUGUCCCAUUAGUGCGAACACCCACGACCCCCCAAUUUAUUUCCUGUCCCCCGAGAACUUGAAGUAGCCUUAACACUCUGAAUGUUAGCAGAGUUAAGACUCGCAAGAACGUCUAAGAAUAGCAAAGCGAAAGGGGUGGGAUUUUCUUUUUCCUUAAACGGGGCGUGGAUUACUCUCGCAGGAGUGGAGAAGUGUGAGAAUUGAAAUCGUGGAUUCAGAUCGCGUGUGUGUGCGAGAGAGAAAGGGGAGAGAGAGAGAGACUGUGAGAGCGCUUAAUCACGCAACUGAAGACUGGGACGUAAAGGGGCCGAUGGUCAGUGAACUCGAGGUUUAAAAUAAUUGCAGGCCCUCCAAAAGACACGCUACCCCGUGCGGCAGAGCACAAGAGUGUGCCCGUUUGCCUGAACAUCGCCCGAACAUUUGAAAAAUAAUUCUGUUCAAGAACUUUGCUACUAGAGGCGGCUGAUCUUUUCUGUAUCAUGAAUAAACGCAUAACACGCGUGACAUAUUUGCGGAAAUUGUCUUGGUAACAGAUGGACACACUUCCCACAGUUGGCAGACGGGACCUGCUUCUCCAACCUGCAACGGGCGAGUUUCCCUGUUGGUUUUUUUCUUUUAAAGUGUCAGCAUUUUGGAGUUUUCUGGUUGUGCAAGGGAGGGUCAUAAGGCAUGCUACCUACGUUUUGCCUGCUGCAUUUUGAUCAGGAUAGCGACUCAUGGGAUGUAGCAUUUGGAGAACUAGGUUUAACCUUGGACUUCUGAAGGCGCAGUCCAGAGUAUCGGUGUUUUUUACCAUGAUCAUAAUUUUUACUUAUUUUUUUUACUGUCUGACCGGCUACUGCGACUCCCUGCCGAGGCCACUGUACGACCAGCAGAUUUUCACCGGCACCAGCAUCAAGCACGACGGACAGGACGCGUCCCCACAGCACGGUCGCCAGCCGAGCGCAUCGGCGGACAGGAACAGGACCGCUCCCGGCUCCGGGACGCGAGAGCUCCCGGAUUCGAUCAGACUGCACUCCAUCCUGCAACAGAUCGGACAUGUGCAGAGGCAGAUCUCGGACGGGGACAGGGAAGACGCUGACAGCACCCUAUCCGUGUUCAAUAGCUUUGGGAGUAAAAAGUUCCCGCAGGCGAUCAUCAUCGGCGUGAAGAAGGGGGGCACCCGGGCGCUGUUGGAGUUUCUCCGGAUUCACCCCGAUGUCAGAGCCGUGGGGGCCGAGCCGCAUUUUUUCGAUAGAUUUUACGAUAAAGGACUGGAGUGGUACAGGAACCUGAUGCCACGGACACUGGAGGGGCAGAUCACCAUGGAGAAGACGCCCAGCUACUUUGUGACCAAAGAGGCCCCACGUCGCGUCUACGCCAUGAACCGCGACACCAAGCUGAUCGUGGUGGUGCGGGACCCGGUCACCCGGGCCGUGUCGGACUACACCCAGACGCUGUCCAAGAACCCGGGCCUGCCCUCCUUCCACAGCCUGGCAUUCAAGAACGCCAGCACGGGGCUGGUCGACACGGCCUGGAGCGCGGUGCGCAUCGGCAUCUACGCCAAGCACCUGGAGAACUGGCUCCGCUACUUCCCGCUGUCCCGCUUCCUGUUCGUCAGCGGGGAGCGGCUGGUCAGCGACCCCGCCGGGGAGAUGGGGCGCGUGCAGGACUUCUUGGGGCUCAAGCGGGUCGUCACGGACAAACACUUCUACUUCAACCAGACCAAGGGCUUCCCCUGCCUGAAGAAGCCGGAGGGCAGCAGCCGGCCCCGCUGCCUGGGGAAGUCCAAGGGGCGCCCCCACCCCCACAUCUCCCCCGAGGUGCUGCGCCGCCUGCGCGACUUCUACAGGCCCUUCAACCUCAAGUUCUACCAAAUGACCAGCCAGGACUUCGGCUGGGACUGACUCGGACUCCGCUGGACCUCGAGCAGGCGGCUUCGUCGCGGUGCAGGCCGGCGCCGAGCUCGUGAAGAGGCUACGCCGCCCAGAAAGACCCAGAGUGCAGGAUGGGCGAAGAGGACAUCACGUUUCUGUGCGAAUAUUGUCCCUCUCAAUGUCUAAUUUUUGUUGAGCAGCAGACCUGCCUUCUGCAAUCGGGACAGCUGGCAGAAAAGACUUUCUGUUGAAUCUCUUCUUAUUCGGCUGGGGAGCUGCGUCGCCGUGUGUUGGCUGCCAAGGCACAAGUAGCAGAUAGUUCCUCACUGAGAAACGAGGAGACAUGCAAAGUUUUCGGCUGUUGAGCCUUCUGUGUGUGAAGAAGAAGGCCGAAGAAGGUUCGGGAGGUUGCGUUUCUCCUUUCUGUUUUUUCAGCGUAGAGUUAACCUUCACUUGUGCCUCUGUGUUUUAUUCAGAGAGAUCUUCAGCACACAGUU